This is a messenger RNA of Rana temporaria (common frog), 5875 nucleotides long. RefSeq lists its product as uncharacterized. The transcript is spliced from 2 exons. Bases 3997 to 4923 code for a protein of 308 amino acids. Lineage: Eukaryota; Metazoa; Chordata; Amphibia; Anura; Ranidae. The record is from RefSeq and is a predicted model, not a curated record.
GGCACUUGCCAUAGCUGCCAUACCCUAGAUAAGCCACUGCCUGAAGGUGACUAUGAAAGACUCCCUUAGCCUGGCCCUGUGUCAUCUAGUUCCAGUAGCUGAUGACAUUAGUAUUUACAGAUUGAGUGUUUUUGUAGAACUGCAAUAGUGAGAAAAUAAGAAGAGCAAUAGGUGGUUUAGUCAAGACAUGAGUUUGGUCCAUUUUAAGAGUUUAGUCUGUUAAAAAUGUAUAUUCAUUGGUUUUAAAAGAGAUGCUAGAGGGUUGAUUCACACAAAAACGUCUUGCUCUCUUUUUUUGCUCCUGACUUCCAAGGUUGGGCACAUCUGUCACUCUCAUGUUGCAGGAGGAAGGGAAGACAGGGUUCAAGUUCCUUCUCCAAGUUAUAAUUCAUUUUACCUUAUGGAGCAGGAGGAAUAUGAACAUUUCUACCAUUUUAACAGGAGUAGGGUGUUGGAGGUCAAGCCGGGAAAUCUGGUGGGAGGAAAAAAAAAUUGGGGGGAUUAAGAACGUAAUUGAACAAACCAACUUUUAUCCAUUACCAAACUAUAUGCAUUAUGUGGACUUGCCCUUUAAGCUCUGAAAUUAUGCAUGGGAUUCUCCUUCACUCACAUGGGUCCGGCACAAGCAAAUGAUUAAGCUACACGUCAUGUGAAGCACAUAUAUGCCAUCACCUUUACUGCUGUCAAAACUGAGCUCUGCGUAUAUAUAAGGUUUAUAUAACAACCACAUGUCUUCAUAAACUCAGUAAAAGCUGAAUUUGUAGCUGUGAAAUUGCUGUUAUAGCAAUUCUGUUUAUGUUUGUUGUAAUGUUUUUUUGCUGUAGUUUUUGUCUACUGAUUACAUCAGUAUACUAUCAGUAUUUUUGGUAAGGUCUGUACAUGGCCAGGAAUUUGUGUUAUAGUCGGUUACUGCUAAAUCUGUAUAAUCUAAAACUGCUCCAGGAAAACUGAAAAACUCUAGUAUUAUGUGUAUGUAUGGGGUAUCCAGUUCCAUGAAAAAGUGUUAUUUGGUAUUGGUAAAUGUUUUCUCUCCCCUCAAGUAUAGUAGGUAGAGGUUGUGGUUGAAAUUAUAGCCAACUAAGUAUACUUGGUGCUCUGAUCAUCUCCAAUGACUAACUUCACCAAAGGCUGUGGUUAAUCCGGUGGAGGGAGGGAUGGUUGUGGUCGAAAUUUAAACCAGCUAAGAAUACUCGGUGCUCUUAUCAGCUCCAGUAACUGACUUCACCAAAGGCCAUGGGUAAUCCUGUGGUGGGAGGGAUAGUUGUGGUCGAAAUUAUACCCACCUAAGAAUACUUGGUGUUCUGAUCAGUUCCAAUGACUGGCUCCACCAAAGGCUAUGGUUAAUCCUGUGGUGGAAAGGAAGGUUGUGAUUGAAAUUAUGUUCAGCUAAGUAUACUUGGUGCUCUGACCAGCUCCAAUGACUAAACCUACCAAAGGCUAUGGUUAAUCCGGUGGAGUGAGAGACGGUUGUGGUUGAAUUUAAAACCAGCUUAGAAUACUUGGUGCUCUUAUCAGCUCCAAUGACUGACUUCACCAAAGGCCAUGGAAAAUCCUGUGGUGGGAGCCGGGAUAGUUGUGGUCGAAAUGAUACCCACCUAAGAAUACUUGGUGUUCUGAUCAGUUCCAAUGACUGACUCCACCAAAGGCUAUGGUUAAUCCUGUGGUGGAAAGGAAGUUUGUGAUUGAAAUUAUGUUCAGCUAAGUAUACUUGGUGCUCUGACCAGCUCCAAUGACUGGCUCCACCAAAGGCUAUGGUUAAUCCUGUGGUGGAAAGGAAGGUUGUGAUUGAAAUUAUGUUCAGCUAAGUAUACUUGGUGCUCUGACCAGCUCCAAUGACUGAACCUACCAAAGGCUAUGGUUAAUCCGGUGGAGGGAGGGGUGGUUGUGGUCGAAUUUAAAGCCAGCUAAGAAUACUUGGUCCUCUUAUCAGCUCCAAUGACUGACUUCACCAAAGGCCAUGGGUAAUUCUGUGGUUAGAGCCGGGAUAGUUGUGGUCGAAAUUAUACCCACCUAAGAAUACUUGGUGUUCUGAUCAGCUCCAAUGACUGACUCCACCAAAGGCUAUGGUUAAUCCUGUGGUGGGAAGGAAGGUUAGGAUUGAAAUUAUGCCCAGCUACGUAUACUUGGUGCUCUGAUCAGCUCCAAUGACGGACUUCACCAAAGGCUAUGGUUAAUCCUGUGAUGGGAGGGAUGGCUGUGGUCAAAGUUAAAACUAGCUAAGAAUACUUGGUGCUCUGAUCAGCUCCUAUGACUGACUCCACCAAAGGCCAUUGUUAAUCCUGUGGCGGGAGGGAUGGUUGGGGUGGAAAGUAUACAUAGCUCCAAUGACUCUAAAAUGAAGAAUUUAUUAGGUAUUUAUUGCUAGCAUGGAUGAGCAAGUCUGGGGUAACUAGUUUUUUCCACUGCAGGAUGAGAUCUGAACAUUGCUUAGAGACUCAAAAUAUUUUAAAUAAAUUAAGGGGAAAAAAAGAAUGACAUUUUUAUUUCUAAGUCCCAAUGCAGUUGACAUUUGGAAUCCACAGUUAAGCAUGUACAAAUCUUUACCCAGCUGUGUCUUAGUACUUUGGGGAGUUUUCAGAUACCGAGAUACUUGUAAACCGACCACAGGACUUCAAUCAGAGCCAUGUUUUUGCUUAGUAAACAUAGGCCAUAGCCUAGGGGAAGGUGUUGUUAGGGGCACCAAGCCACUCACACUUUGGCCAACGAUGGUCAAAUUCCUUGUAUAACAAAAGGUUCCAAACUCAUGGUCUAUACACCAAGAACCAAACUGAAAGCAGAGGAGGUCCACAGUUUUCCAUACUCUUCCAGUUGUCAGUUUUAGGUGUACUGAUACAGACUGGUUAUUUGCACAUGGGGCACUUGCAGGAUUCUUAUGUUCUCUACUAUGGAUGGCUGACAAAUUAUGUCUGCUUUGUGUAGUGUCUGUACUUAGAUGCUCACCUCCAAAUAAAGAUGGCUUCAUAUCCAUACAUAUAAGACCCGUGGUAUACAGUAUUGGUUAGCUAUGGGCGUAAAACAUUAGAUAUCUAUAUAACACUGUUUCGCAACUUUUUGGUGUAAGUCAGUCUAUCUCAAGUACCCAUUGGCAUGUACACAUUAAUUGUCUGUGACCACUAAUUGAGUACUUCUGUUUUUAUCAACCUAAGCAACCUAUUUAAAUCUUAGAAAAAAAAAAUGUUUGUGAAACAUUCGGAUCGAUAUUAUAAAUUUACAGAGAUAUGUUAGCUUUCAGUGCUGGAGACUGGCGCCGAUAAUUUUCAGCACAGAGUACGAUGUCCUAUUUAAACAGCCUCCCUGAGCUAAGCUUACUUUUAACCCUAACACUAAUUCACCCCGUAACGCUAGCAUUGAUCUUAGAAACUGCAACCUUGCAAUCUAAACUAGUUCCUAACCUCAAACUUUACACUAACCCUCCAGGCAACACCAACACUUAUUCAUACCUUAGUCUUUUAUAUAACCUCAAUCCUAACGCUAAUCCGUAACCCCCAUGCUAACCUUUCCUGCAACCCUAAUAUUAAUUCACCCAGUAACUCUAACACUAAUCCUCAUGCUAAUUCUCCCUGUACCUCUACAAUUAUUCUUAGUAACCCCAAUCUACACUAACCCUCCCUGUGACACCACACUAAUCCUCACAUUACCCUUCCUAUACUCUCAACCCUAACACUUAUCGUUCCUGUAACCCUAGCCCACACAUCAAAGUUGCCCAUACAGUCAUCUUUUUUUUGUUCUUUCAACCAGCGGUUUACUCUCGCUGUGCUAUUAUGUUCUGGCAGCGGGGAGUCUUGAUCGAUCAGGAAAGACCCGACAGGCUGGUUAUACAGAAGUCUAUCAGUAGAUCGAAUUCUGUACAACCAGGGUGCCCAUUAAUGUAUCAAAAUUUAGCUGCUUCGGCAAAGACCGGCUGAGCUUUGAUCCAUCUAUAGCCAGCUUAACUCUCCCUGUUACUCGACUCUAACACUUAUCCUCACACUCGCCCUUCAUGUAACCCCAACGUUAAUGUUCACACCAACCCUCCCUGUAACAUUAACACUAAUCUUUACCCUACCCCUUUCUUUAACUCUAACAAUUACUGUAACCCGAACACUAAUCCUUACCCUACCCCUUCCUUUAAUUAUAACACUAACCUUUCCUGUAACCUUAACACCAAUCCUUACCCUACCCCUUUCUUUAACUAUACCAUUAACCCUCCCUGUAACCAUAAAACUAACCCUUACCCUACCCCUUUCUUUAACUAUACCAUUAACCCUCCCUGUAAACGUAAAACGAACCCUUACCCUACCCCUUUCUUUAACUAUACCGCUAACCUUCCCUGUAACCUUAACACUAACCCUACCCCUUUCUUUAACUAUACCAAUAACCCUCCCUGUAACCGUAAAACUAACCCUUACCCUACCCCUUCCUUUAACUAUACCGCUAACCUUCCCUGUAACCUUAACACUAACCCUUACCCUACCCCUUUCUUUAACUAUACCAUUAACCCUCCCUGUAACCGUAAAACUAACCCUUACCCUACCCCUUUCUUUAACUAUACCGCUAACCCUCCCUGUAACCUUAACACUAACCCUUACCCUAUCCCUUUCUUUAACUAUAACAUUAACAGUCUCUGUAACCAUAGUACUAAUCCUUACCCUACCCCUUUCUUUAACUAUACCAUUAACUCUCCCUGUAACCUUAACACUAAUCCUUACACUACCCCUUUCUUUAGUUAGAACAUUAACCCUCCCUGUAGCCUUAACACUAACCCUUACCCUACCCCUUUCUUUACCUAUAACACUAACCCUUACCCUAACCCUUUCUUUAAUUAGAACAUUAACCCUCCCUGUAACCUUAAUACUUAUCCUUACCCUAUUCCUUCCUUUACCUAUAACACUAACCCUCUCUGUAACCUUAAUACUAACCCUCACACUACCCCUUUUUUUUUAACUAUAACAUUAACCCUCUCUGUAACCUUAACACAAAUACUUACCCUACCCCUUCCUUUAACUAUAACUUUAACCCUUCGUGUAACUCUCCUUUGUUAACUCACUGAUUUACAUACUCACCAAUUAGGUAUGUACAGUAUGUAGUAUGUGCCAGCAUCCUUUGUAAGGAAGACUCACAUUUCUGCGCUGAAAGAUACCACUGCCAAAAUUUCCUAUUUCAACCAUGGGGUAUAAUACCACUGCUUUAAAGCCACUGCUUCAUAAGAGCCAAUAUAUCUGAAUGGUUGCUAUGAAGUCCGCUUAAAAUUAUCAACAAAAUGUCAGUUCCCACUGUAUUUUUGUGGGCGUAAAGGAAAUCCACCCUGUUGCUGUGAAGGGGGUUCCUAUCAAAAUUAAAUAUCAUCUUAAAACAAUGAUUUUUCUGAACCAAAUGUUUUUAGAUUGCAUGUUUUAAAUGUUUUUUCUUCUUUUUUGUGAACUUCACCUUUUGGAUUCUAUUCACACAUUAUUCUUCAGUUUACCUUAAAUGGGUUUUCCAGGGAAGUGCUAAUCUCCACUUAGACAGAGUGGGUCUGUUUAGUCAUUUACAGUUCUCAGCAGAUUAAAGUGUAUUUCUAGCAAAAAAAGUACAUCUUUAAAAUACAUGCACAUUUCAUCAUGUUUUGUCUCCUACAUGGCUUCUUGCAUGUAACUUCAUUCUGUAUGAACAAGGCAAAAUCAAAUAUUCCCAAACUGUAUUUUGUGCAAUUCAAUGUGAAUGUGGAAAUAGCAGCAUUAUGACCACUAGAUGGCACUGACGAUAAUAGGGAAUAGUUAUGCUCAUCAGCACCAUCAAGUGGCCAUAAUGUGGUAUUUUCGGAAUUGAAACAUUCAAUUUGCUGAGGAUGUAGCUGGAGAACGUUCAGUUUUGCUUCAUUUGUACAGAACAGUUACAUGCAGUUUUAAAAGACAAA